Molecule: messenger RNA, 1144 nt
Organism: Nelumbo nucifera (sacred lotus)
Lineage: Eukaryota; Viridiplantae; Streptophyta; Magnoliopsida; Proteales; Nelumbonaceae
Gene: NPQ4
Product: Chlorophyll A-B binding family protein
Source: RefSeq, a predicted model, not a curated record
UCCCACUUCAAAUCUUAGUGGACUCAGGAAGCAUUGAUACUUUCACAGAGAGUAACUUGUGCUCUUCACCUGCAAAUCAAAAGCCAACCUCCUUGAAACAAGAAAGGAGCUAGCUAGCCUGCCCAUGGCUCAGUCCAUGAUGCUCAUGUCUAGGGUGGCCGGCCAUGUCUUGGAUUUGAAGAGAGAGCCAGUGCUACAGUCCCAAGUUCAGAGGCUCCGGCCCAAGCCAUUCUCUCAUCUUGUGCUCCCUCCACUGUCUACCCGUCCACACAGUACUUCAUCUUCUGCUAGCACAGUCGUUUCUCUCUUCAAGGCAAGAACCAAGGCCGCUCCAGCAAAGGUUGAAAAGCCAAAGGAGAAGGUUGAGGAUGGCAUAUUUGGGACCUCCGGUGGAAUUGGAUUCACAAAACAAAACGAGCUGUUUGUGGGUCGUGUCGCCAUGCUUGGAUUUGCUGCAUCCUUAUUGGGUGAAGGAAUUACAGGCAAGGGAAUUCUAGCACAACUGAAUCUGGAAACUGGAAUUCCCAUUUAUGAAGCUGAGCCUCUGCUUCUGUUUUUCAUCCUCUUUACUCUGCUCGGAGCAAUUGGAGCAUUGGGUGACCGUGGUCGCUUUGUAGAUGACCCUCCCACUGGACUUGAGAGGGCAGUGAUUCCCCCAGGAAAAAGCUUCAGAGCAGCUCUUGGUCUCAAUGAAGGAGGUCCUCUAUUUGGAUUUACAAAGGCCAACGAGCUCUUUGUGGGAAGAUUGGCUCAACUGGGGAUUGCUUUCUCUUUAAUUGGAGAAAUAAUUACAGGAAAGGGAGCUCUAGCACAGCUAAACAUUGAAACUGGGGUCCCCAUCAAUGAACUUGAACCACUACUGUUGUUUAACGUUGCCUUCUUCUUCUUCGCAGCAAUUAAUCCCGGUACUGGUAAAUUUCUGACAGAUGAGGAGGAAGAUGAGUAGGAGAAACUGGGUUAUGAUGCGUAUAAGGCAUUUCUGUACUUCAUUAAUUGUUAAAUGUCAUACAUUUUCAUCUCCUUUCAGCUCUGGUUUCUCAUUUGCUUGCAAGCCCCCACCUGGCUAUAUGUGCAAUAAUGUUUAAAUAUUUGAGUUUUUCAGCAACAAACCCUCAAGCAUUGAAUGCUCGAUGGUUACUUAUUA